Molecule: messenger RNA, 2727 nt
Organism: Ictalurus punctatus (channel catfish)
Lineage: Eukaryota; Metazoa; Chordata; Actinopteri; Siluriformes; Ictaluridae
Gene: gnat2
Product: guanine nucleotide binding protein (G protein), alpha transducing activity polypeptide 2
Exons: 8
Coding region: 227-1291 (354 amino acids)
Biological process (GO): detection of chemical stimulus involved in sensory perception of bitter taste; adenylate cyclase-modulating G protein-coupled receptor signaling pathway
Cellular component (GO): photoreceptor inner segment; heterotrimeric G-protein complex; photoreceptor outer segment
Molecular function (GO): G protein-coupled receptor binding; G-protein beta/gamma-subunit complex binding; GTP binding
Source: RefSeq, a predicted model, not a curated record
UCCAGUUCUCUUUGGGCUUUCAGCACUUGUCAGCUGAUCAUCUACCUUUAGGACAGUCAGGGACAGUCAACCACACCUACAGCAGGUUACGAACACUUUGUAGGAUCUUCUCUUUGACAGGUGAUCAAGAGGAUUUUUAUCCAUUGUGCUGUCCACAAAACACAGAAGAAAUUGGCAAAAUUUCUCACCUUCAGGAGUUUGACAGGGAAGGGAAAGAGGAAGAGACAUGGGCAGUGGAGCAAGUGCUGAGGACAAGGAAAUGGCCAAAAGGUCCAAAGAGCUGGAAAAGCAGCUACAGGAAGAUGCAGAUAAGGAAUCGAGGACAGUCAAGCUGCUGCUGCUUGGUGCUGGUGAAUCAGGGAAGAGCACUAUUGUAAAGCAAAUGAAAAUUCUCCAUCAAGGUGGUUACACUAAGGAAGAACAAAUUGCAUUUAAAAGCAUCAUCUAUGGUAACAUCCUGCAGUCUGCACUGGCCCUCAUCAGAGGCAUGGAAAUGCUUGGUAUUACUUACGGAGCACCAGCAGCACAGGAAGACGGUCAGAAGCUGCAGAACCUAGCGGACUCAACCGAGGAUGGCACAUUGCCCAAGGAGCUGGCAGAUAUCAUUAAAAGAUUGUGGAAGGACUCGGGCGUGCAGGCAGCCUAUGAGAGAGCAGCCGAGUAUCAGCUCAACGACUCUGCUGGCUAUUACCUGAGUGACAUGGACAGAAUCUGUGGUGCUGAUUACAUCCCAACAGAGCAGGAUGUGCUGAGGUCUCGAGUCAAAACCACUGGUAUCAUUGAAGAACAGUUUGGCUGCAAAGAGCUGCACUUUAGGAUGUUCGAUGUGGGGGGCCAAAGGUCAGAGAGGAAGAAAUGGAUCCAUUGUUUUGAGGGUGUGACCUGCAUUAUCUUUUGUGGAGCUCUGAGUGCUUAUGACAUGGUGUUGGUAGAGGAUGAUGAAGUGAAUCGCAUGCAUGAGAGUCUUCAUCUAUUCAACAGCAUCUGCAACCACAGGUUCUUUGCAAAAACUUCUAUUGUGCUUUUCCUCAAUAAGAAAGAUCUCUUUGAGCAGAAGAUCCAGAAAGUUCACCUCAGCAUCUGCUUCCCUGAAUAUAAUGGUCCAAACACGUAUGACGACGCCAGCCUUUACAUCAGGAAGCAGUUUGAGGAGCUGAACAUGAAGAAAGGUGAAAAAGAAAUCUACUCACACCUGACCUGUGCCACUGACACAAAAAACGUGGAAAUCGUGUUCAAUGCUGUGACAGACAUCAUCAUCAAGGAAAACCUUAAGGAUUGUGGUCUGUUCUAAAAAUAAAAAAUAAAAAAAAGGCCACGUUUUUCAGGUAGGUGGUUGUGAUACUUAAGGAAUAAAACAUGACAGGAUGUGCUGUUACAGGAAAAUAAUCAACAAUGGAGUUGUAGAACAUCACCAAGCAGAGUUACUGUUACCACCACAAAGUUGAUUAUUUCUUUAAUAUUAGCAUGCCAAAGUGUUUUAUUCCAUUUAUACCACAGCAAUUUGCCAACAAUGACAUUUUUAAGCAAUUAAAAAUGGUGCAUCAUACAUACAAUAAUUAUCCAUUUAUAGUUAUGUUUAUUGUUUAAUGAACAUCAUUAUACAAGUUAGUUUUUUUUGUAAUGAAACACCAGACACUCUUUAUUUCUUUCUCUAGAAAUAAGGAUGUAAUCAAACAAAAUUGAAAAAUAUUGAAGAAAAAUUCCACUGAUCUGAAGACUUUCUUGUUUUGGAAAACUUAAGGGAACGGCUUUACCUCUGACUAUUACAAAGUGCUGCCAUUGGAGAAAAAUACUAAAUAAACUUCACCAUAUCAACUAUUACACUUUUUUUUUUGGAACCUGUUAAUGUGGAGUGUUCUCUAUACAAGCAGCCAUCCUUGCGCAGAUUGGCAUAUAAUCCUGUGAUUUGAACGAUAAGUGGCACUAUUGUCAGAGUCGUGCUGUUAUACAAAAUUAAUGAACACUUUCUGAUUAAUUAGAAUCAAGAAUUUUACAGCACAGUGGUAUAAAGAAUAAAAACAACUUCUAACUGAAAAUGUACAUCAAUAUUAUAAACUUCUGUUCUGUCCAGUACUUUUGCCCUAUCCCCUGUAAAUGAAUUCUGAAGACUCGCAGAUGGCAUGAUGGUAAUCACUACUGCAAGAAGUAAAGUGUGGUCAGAUGCCCUUCAUAAAUAAUCAACAUACUGGACAUUGAACGCUCCAUCCAAGAAGUCAAAACUCCAAUCUAUCCAGUAUAAAGCUAAACAUUAUUCUUUCAAGUUCAAACUUCUCUUUCUAACUGGCAUUUGAAAAGAAGGCAUUUUGUUUUCAGGUUAAAGCUGCUGGUACAGACUGGGAAUAGAUGUUUUUCUGUUUUUUCUUCUGCUAAUAUGUUAGACAGCCAUGACACAUUGGUUAGGAACGUAAUUAAUUUGUUUGAUGUACAGUGUUGAGGACUUUCUCAUAAAAGCUAAUUUUCAAUGGGAGCAGCAUGCUGUACAACAUGUGAACCCCCUUUCCCCUCUAGUUUAAAAUAUAGUAUGCGGUUGAUUUGUAAAUAAGAGUAGGCAAGUAAAUUUCUAUUUCAGAGAAGCUUCUAUAUUAUGUUUUAAAGAAAUAACCAAAUGUCUAAUUAUGAAAAUUAAUACCAAGAUACUCUAGCAGUUUGUGGUUUGGGAUCUGAUAAUUCUGUGAAGAUGUUCUGGACUAAAAUGUAGGAACAUGAAAUAAAGAUGUGCAUCAAUUC